UCGCAUUGCCAGAAUCAUGUCACAACUAUCUGCUCUACAAAUCACGAUCUCCGUCAGACUUCACCUCAGGUCUCACGGAAACAAUGCGCGUCCAACCACCCCCAACAGGUCACUUCCUCGUAUUCUGCAUCUCUCUCCUUGUAUUCACGUCCCAGUUCACAACAGCAUCCCACCCAAAUCCACACGACCGCGAAGUACAAGCAUGUGGCCGAGUCCUGCGGGACAUGCCCUCCGCGCUCAUCAGCGAGUUCUGCUCAACGUACAAUCACUAUGCAACACCUACUCCUAAGCCCUCCACAACAACAAUCACAGUGACAUCUUCGUAUGUUAAUAUUGUCACUAUUACGGAAGAGGCUGUGAAGCUAUUUUUGACGACUACGACGGCGACGAUAACAUCAACACUCACGACAUACAUACCGCGGGAUCGUCCAGCGCGUCGCUCGGAAUUCUGCCCCGAGCAGGGACGGCCGUGUCGGCUGGUUGCGUUUGAAGAUUGGGCUGUUACGGAGGCUUGUGCGGCUUUUCUGGGCGAAAGCACUGGCGGUGGUAUUUUUGGUGGAAAGAGGGAGGCACAUACAGCGACUGUAACAAUUAAGCAGCGGUGUGAUGCGUGAGUAGACUAGUUGUUCAAUCUGUCUAUUCU
Periconia digitata is the source of this 643-nucleotide messenger RNA. The record is from the annotation of a GenBank genome assembly. Lineage: Eukaryota; Fungi; Ascomycota; Dothideomycetes; Pleosporales; Periconiaceae.